This is a messenger RNA of Mobula hypostoma (lesser devil ray), 1651 nucleotides long. It is a transcript of the gene ruvbl1, whose product is annotated as RuvB-like AAA ATPase 1. The record is from RefSeq and is a predicted model, not a curated record. The transcript has 11 exons. Lineage: Eukaryota; Metazoa; Chordata; Chondrichthyes; Myliobatiformes; Myliobatidae. The coding region runs from base 123 to 1493 and encodes 456 amino acids. Gene Ontology annotation, molecular function: DNA helicase activity; ATP hydrolysis activity; ATP binding. Gene Ontology annotation, cellular component: Ino80 complex; NuA4 histone acetyltransferase complex; R2TP complex. Gene Ontology annotation, biological process: chromatin remodeling; box C/D snoRNP assembly; regulation of transcription by RNA polymerase II.
CUAGCGAGGUAGGUAGCGGCUGAAGAUCCUGCCUCACUUAGUAACACGCGCUGCGUUCCGUGGAAGAGCUGCCGCUUGGUUCGGAUUCUGAGUUGAGGUGACCGGAGCAAAGAAAAGCAGCGAUGAAAAUCGAAGAGGUUAAGAGCACCACAAAGACCCAACGGAUUGCCAGCCAUAGCCAUGUGAAGGGCCUGGGCUUAGACGAGAGCGGCCUGGCCAAGGCGGUGGCCGCCGGGCUGGUGGGCCAGGAGAACGCCCGGGAGGCUUGUGGGAUCAUAGUGGAGCUGAUCAGAAGUAAGAAGAUGGCUGGAAGGGCUGUCUUAUUGGCUGGACCUCCAGGAACCGGCAAGACCGCUUUGGCUCUGGCCAUUGCACAGGAGCUGGGAAACAAAGUACCAUUCUGUCCUAUGGUGGGAAGUGAAGUCUAUUCAACUGAAAUCAAGAAGACAGAAGUACUUAUGGAGAAUUUCAGGCGAGCAAUUGGCCUAAGGAUUAAAGAGACAAAGGAAGUUUAUGAAGGCGAGGUCACAGAACUGACCCCUUGUGAGACUGAAAAUCCCAUGGGUGGUUAUGGAAAGACAGUCAGCCACGUUAUCAUUGGGUUAAAGACAGCAAAGGGCACAAAACAACUGAAGCUUGAUCCCAGUAUCUAUGAGAGUCUACAGAAGGAGCGCGUUGAAGUUGGAGAUGUGAUUUAUAUUGAAGCAAAUAGCGGAGCCGUGAAGAGGCAAGGCAGGUGUGAUACAUAUGCCACGGAAUUUGACCUUGAAGCUGAAGAGUAUGUUCCACUGCCAAAGGGCGAUGUUCACAAGAAGAAAGAAAUCAUACAGGACGUGACAUUGCAUGAUCUAGAUAUUGCCAAUGCAAGACCACAGGGUGGCCAAGAUAUCCUGUCCAUGAUGGGUCAGCUAAUGAAACCAAAGAAGACAGAAAUCACAGACAAACUACGGGCUGAAAUUAAUAAGGUUGUUAAUAAGUACAUCGAUCAAGGAAUCGCCGAGUUGGUUCCAGGGGUCCUCUUCAUUGAUGAAGUGCCUAUGCUUGACAUUGAGUGCUUCACUUACUUGCACCGGGCGCUUGAAUCCAGCAUUGCCCCCAUUGUUAUUUUUGCUACAAACAGAGGAAACUGCAUUAUUCGAGGUACGGAGGAUGUCGUAUCUCCCCACGGAAUCCCACUUGAUCUUCUAGACCGAGUCAUGAUCAUCAGAACCAUGUUGUACACUCCCGAUGAGAUGAUGCAGAUAAUCAAGAUCCGGGCACAGAUUGAAGGCAUCAGCAUCACGGAGGAUGCUCUGCUUCACUUAGGGGAUAUUGGCACAAAGACAACUCUGAGGUACGCUGUGCAGCUCCUCACCCCUGCAAACCUGCUGGCGAAGAUCAAUGGGAAAGAAGCCAUCGAGAAAGAACACGUGGAGGAAAUCAACGAACUCUUUUACGAUGCCAAGUCAUCUGCGAAAAUUCUUGCUGAGCACCAAGAAAAGUACAUGAAAUGAUAAGUGUAGGAAUGGGCCAAUGAACCGAGGUGGUCUGUUGGGAAAUUAAAAGAAACUGUAAUGGAAGUACCCAGCAAGGUCAUCAGAUCUUGCAGAAAGGAGGCAGGGCAGCAUUGGGACAGGAGAUAUCAAAAUGGAAAUUGUUUGUUAAAUAAAAU